UCGGUGACAAAACCCUCUUCUUUUUCCUACCCACGUCUCCUGUGGCGGCGCCUGCUUCUUCUCUUCUCCUAGGGUUUCUCUCCCUCGUCUUCGAGAGUUUAGAGCCAUCGAAUCCUCCUGGAAUUGAUAGCUCCUUCUUUUUCAUGGCGGCCGUCUCUCCAGCUCCUCCUGCUGACCAAGCUACAGAUCUGAUGCAAAAGUUAUCCCUGGACUCCAACAGCAAGAGUGACAAUGUUUCAGGAGUUACAAAGAAGACCUCAGGAGGCCAGUAUGCUUCAGCAAAUGGGGGGAAAGUUACUCCAAUCCCUGCAUAUGAGCGUUCUUUUACUCCUCUGCUUCAGGAUCAUAAGGAUGCAAGUAUGUGCUACUUGCCAAACGGAUUCCCUUCAUCUUACUACUAUGGAGGUUAUGAUGGCUCAGUGGCAGAUUGGGAGGAUUAUUCUAGAUAUGUUAACCAUGAUGGAAUAGAGGUGCCUCCACAUGGGGUUUAUGGAGACAUGUAUCAUCAUGGAUAUGGCUAUGCACCAUAUAGUCCAUAUCCUUCACCUGGUUCCCCAGUUCCAACUUUGGGGCAUAGUAAUCAGUUAUACACAUCCCAACAUUACCAGUUCCCAGCCGCAUAUUUCCAACCACCACUCCCUACAAAUGCUCCAUACACAGCAAGCCAAAAUCCUAGUUCCAAAGUGAAUAUUUCUACAUCUACUGCAACUGAUGUUACUCCUACUCCAAUAGAUACAACAAAAGCUAGUUCAAAUGGUAUUGCUAAAGGAAGUACAAAUAACAACAACGGAGUUACAAAAGUAAAACAAAGCCAACAUAAUACUGCAUCAAAUACAGGUGGUGCAUUUGGUAAAAGCAUUUCAUCUGGUGGACAACCAUCUUCAGGUUAUCAAGAUCUAAGAUACGGGUUUGAUGGCAUGUGGUCACCUAUUUCAUGGUAUGAUGGUUCCGUAUUUGCUGAUGGGCAGCAGAGACACACUUCCACUAAUAAUGCCUCUUCAAUGUCUCCACAUGAUGCGAAUACUACAUCUAUUAGAAAUCAGAACCUUCGUCCCCUUCCUCAAUUUAUGGGGAUGCAUUCACCCAGAUCAGCAGUUCCAGGAAUGGGGAACAAGAUGUACCCUAACAACAGACUGUAUGGUCGGAAUGGUAAUGGCUUCAGAGGCAAUCAAGGUUUCUAUUCGAAUUUGUACGACUCCAGCAUGAAUGGAAGAUGGGUAAUGCCCAUGGAUAGCAAAUAUAUGCCUAGGGGUCAGGUCAAUGGUUUCUAUGGCUCCAGUAAUGGGAACUUACAAGAGCUGAGUGAGCUUAAUAAAGGACCGAGGGGUGAGCGCUUUAGAAAUCAAAAGGUGGUUGGGCCUGAUUUUUCUCUUGCAGAAAGGGAACAGAGUCUUUCUACCGAUGUCCAGGACUCUGCCGUCCCUGAAAAAGAUCGAUACAACGCUGCAGAUUUCCCUGUAACAUAUGCAGAUGCCAAGUUUUUUGUAAUAAAAUCAUACAGUGAGGAUGAUAUUCACAAAAGUAUCAAGUAUAAUGUCUGGGCUAGCACUCCCCAUGGGAACAAGAAGCUGGAUGCUGCUUAUCAGGAAUCGAAGGAGAAGAUUAACGGAUGCCCAGUGUUCUUGUUAUUCUCUGUAAGCAUUAAUUUAGGAAUUCACUCUUCACUUUUUAUGUUUUUUUUUCCUUUUGUGAUUGUUGAUUAUUUUACUUUUGUAUUAUUUGAAACUCAUGUCAAGUUUUUUCUUGUCAUGGAUGGAAAACCAGUCAUGUUGGAUGAGAAGGACAAGGAUGUGGCAAACACUAAGCCUGGAUCACAGAAGCUCAUGGAAGUGGUUAAAAUCUUGAAGAAAGAAUCUGCACAAGGCGGGCUUAGGGUUGGGGAACUUGUCUUAUCAGAAACAAACUGUGCCGCUGAAGCUGUCGGUGUUGCUCCUAAGGUUACUAAAUCAAUGGCUGAAAAGCAUGCCGUCGCCAUUGAUGUUGACAAAGGUUAUUAG
This is a messenger RNA of Zingiber officinale, 1997 nucleotides long. RefSeq names its product YTH domain-containing protein ECT2-like. The record is from RefSeq and is a predicted model, not a curated record. The transcript has 7 exons. Gene Ontology annotation, cellular component: cytoplasm. Lineage: Eukaryota; Viridiplantae; Streptophyta; Magnoliopsida; Zingiberales; Zingiberaceae. Gene Ontology annotation, biological process: mRNA destabilization. Bases 144 to 1997 code for a protein of 617 amino acids. Gene Ontology annotation, molecular function: mRNA binding.